Molecule: messenger RNA, 1207 nt
Organism: Neocloeon triangulifer
Lineage: Eukaryota; Metazoa; Arthropoda; Insecta; Ephemeroptera; Baetidae
Gene: Had1
Product: lambda-crystallin
Exons: 5
Coding region: 133-1089 (318 amino acids)
Biological process (GO): fatty acid metabolic process
Molecular function (GO): oxidoreductase activity, acting on the CH-OH group of donors, NAD or NADP as acceptor; NAD+ binding
Source: RefSeq, a predicted model, not a curated record
UCUCUCACUUUGCAUCCAGCGAUCUGGUGGAGCCGCCACAAAGUCGUGACGAGUCUUGAAACCAGUUUGAAAACAUUCAAAAGAUAUACGCAUAAUUCGGCUCAGAGGACCGGUGUGAACCAAGUAAAGAGCAUGUCUGAAGAGGGAAAAAUUGGGAUUAUCGGGAGCGGGCUGAUAGGCCGGAGUUGGGCGAUGCUGUUUGCCAGCGUCGGCUACAAAGUUUACAUUUACGACAUUGAGCCGAAGCAAAUCAGUAACGCCCUGGAAGACAUUUCGAAGCAGCUGAAAACUCUAGAAGGGUCGGGAAUGCUCCGAGGAAGUCUCAACGCUCACCAGCAAUGCAAUCUGAUUCAAGGCACAAACAGUCUGGAGGAAUGUGUGAAAGGCGCCAGGCACAUUCAGGAGUGCGUGCCCGAAAACCUGGAGCUGAAGAAAAAGGUGUGGGGCGAAGCGGACAAGUUGAUUGUGGACACCGACUGCGUCCUGGCCAGCUCGACCAGCACUUUUUUGCCUUCUCGAAUUUCAGAAAACCUGCAGCACAAGGCGCAGUUUGUGGUCGCCCACCCUGUAAAUCCACCAUACUAUGUCCCACUGGUUGAAAUCGUCCCAGCACCGUGGACGGAAAAACAAGUGGUGGUGCGCACCAGAGAGAUCAUGGAGCAAAUUGGCCAAGAGCCAGUCUCUCUGACCAGAGAAAUAGAGGGAUUUGCUCUGAACAGAAUCCAGUAUGCAAUCCUGAACGAAACGUGGCGCCUGGUGCGUGACAACGUGCUGGACGUGCGCGACAUCGACCGCGUCAUGUCCGAGGGCUUGGGCAUGCGUUACGCCUUCCUGGGGCCGCUGGAGACGGCGCACCUGAACGCCGAGGGGAUGCUCAACUAUAGCGAGCGCUACUCCAAGACCAUGUACGACGUCAGCAUGACCAUGGGCGAGGUGCCGCUGAUGGCCGGGCCACAGGCUAAGGUGGUGCACGACCAGUUGUGCCAAAUGACGCCGGUGGACAAACUGCAGGAGCGGAGGAAUUGGCGCGACAAGUGUCUCACCGCCCUGGCCAAACUCAAGAAAGAAAUCAACAAUCCAGAAAAUUGAGAGUGAAAUUACCAGAAAAUACGACAACACAUCCUGCGCUAUUCUUAUGACAGUAUGAAAGAGGUAAAAGUUAUAUUUUGAAUAAAUUUUUGAUAGUUUAAAAACAGAAGAAGCAUUA